GAUGACUUGUAUUCACAAGUUACAGAGCUAGUUUGUUUCAUUUCAGUUUUAUCAAAUAAUCCUAGUAUGAUCUUUCUGUAUAUUAGGGAUGACUUGCAAUCAAUAAACUCAGUGCACAUGGAUCAUAUAUAAUGUAAAUUAAAUGGGCUUUAUCAAUACUGGCCCAAGUAUUGUGCUUACAUGGGCUUUAUCAUGCACAAUCUGUAUUUCUUGAUCUUCUUUCUUUAGAUUAACGUUAAAACUUUACUCUCCUUCAAAAGCAAUACGAAACUCAGGGGAAUCAACUCAAAGUGUUUCCGCCAUGAAACAACGGAAGCAGAACGACUCAGAGAAUGGUGUUAACAUCACUCGAGGCAUUACUCGAUCGAUGACCACACGUCAUCGAAACUCAUUGACGCUUCCUGUUGAGGUUGUUACAGAGAUAUUCUCGAGGUUGCCGUCGAAGUCCAUAGCGAGAUGUCGUUGCGUAUGCAAGCUCUGGUCCUCCAUGCUUCGUCGUCAAGACUUCACAGAGCUGUUCUUGACAAAAUCUUGUGCUCACCCUCGGCUUCUUUUCGCAUGCGAAGAUGGCAACGAGCAGUUUCUAUACCAAAAGAAAAACGACAGCGAGUUUCUCUUCUUCUCGUCGCCUCAGCCUCACAAUCCGGAAGAGAACUCGUAUGUCGUAGCCGUCAAUAAUCUUGCGCGUUUCCCAAGUUCCUACCAACUAUUUGGUUGCACCAGUGGUUUCUUGUGUUAUGGAGCUAACUUGAUCCUCAAGGCGACAAAAAAGCGAGCGUAUGUCACGGUGAUAUGUAACCCUAGCACGGGACAGUCCUUGAUCUUGCCUACAUUGAAGUCGAGCAAGACGUCUGGAAUAGAAAGCUAUCUUGGAUAUGACCCCGUUUCUAAAGAGUUCAAGGUAUUGUCUGUACGUUAUGAUGGUUGGAUCUCUAAGGAGCUCCAUGUUCUGACAUUAGGAACCAAGAAAUUGUCAUGGAGGUUGGUCGAGUGUUGCGUACCGCAUUCUACUUCUCGUAAGUGGAUAUGCAUCAGUGGUGUGUUGUACUACAUAGCCAGGACUUCAGAGGGUUAUUAUAUGGUAGUUUGUUUUGAUUUGAGGACUGAGAAGUUCAGCUUUGUGAAGUUCAGUAGAGCACUGCCUGGUUCAGCAACGCUGAUAAACUACAAUGGCAGAUUAGGUUUGCUUAUGUCGUUGGAAGAUUUUGGUAAUGUUAGUCGAUCAAGUAAAAGUAUUGAACUGUGGGUUCUUGGGGACGCUGCAAAAAAUGAAUGGUCCGAGCAUGUUUACAUGUUACCUGAUUUUUGGAAGGAUGUAGUUGCGGAGAGCAUGUGCAUUGCUGGAAUGGUUGGUACACAUGAAAUCAUAUUGUCUCCGUGCUACCAAUACGUGCCUUCCUAUGUCAUCUACUUCAAUGUGGAGAGCAAAACGAUUAGAAAAGUUGGUAUUCAAGGAAUGGAGGCGUUUCAGGGUAAUAGAUGCUACACCUAUCUCAACUACGUCGAGAAUGUGAAGCUUCUUUAAGCAUUUUAAGAGAAACAAGUGUAGUUUUCAUUUUGUGAGUUGCUUUUCUUUUCUAGCUUCUUAGUUUCAAUUUUUCUGUAAGCAGAAAGUCUUCUUGUUAAAAACUCUUUAAGAUAAUCGAGAAAAGAGAAGUUUAAAAUGCGGUCUUUAAAUGCUGUGAGAGGGAGAAGAGUUUUUAGAUCUUCUUGUUACAAACUCUUUAAGAUAGUUUUUUAGAUAAAUAGAUUGCUUAAGAGAAGUCAACCUCACCAGAAAAUUAUGUUUGUCCAAAGCCCUUGUAGAUGAUUGAUAAAUCACAAGUUGUAGAUCUAAUUUGUGCCACUUUGGAUUGUAUUGAGUAAUCUGAGUACAUAGUGUCUUAUCAUAAAUCAAAACUUCUUAAGAGAUCAUAAAAGGUACAAAAUUAAGAACUUGUUUAGACGUUACUCCUAUAUGUUAACAUGUUCUUUUAUAUCAAGCAUUUUGUUAGUCGAAUAUGGUUUUUUCACUUCAAAGGAUCAACGAUAGAUCAAAGUUUAAUAUCUAAUUAUACUUACAAUCUAACAUUAAAAAUAUAUGGUGGUUAGAUGAGACCACUAGGUCCACUACAUUCUUAGCUCUAAAUUUUACAUAUGUCUUUAGGAAUUCAGACUCUAAUAUAAUUAUUACAAUCUAACAUAUCAGCUAACAAAAAAUAUAAAUAUCUCAUCGUUGUUCAUCUAACACAAUGAAACCAUUACAUCUUAAAAGUUGACAAUAUCUCGAAGUCAUGCUCUUUAACUGGACUAGAUGAGACCAAUAUAUUCUAAUUUCACAAUUCCGCAUUUCUUUUCUCUCUUUUUCAGUUAUAAACCCCCAACAUUAUGUAUACAAGCUAACAUUUCAAUUAACAAACAAUACAACUACAACGUUAUAUGAUUAUGAUUAUAGCAGAAGUUAAUAUUUACAAUCUGACACUAGCACUUAAAUAUUUGGUUAAAUGUUAUUUCUCUAUGCUAAUAUGUUCUUUUAAUAUGAUGAAUAGACGAGACCACUGCAUUUCAGUAAUAUAUACUCCUAUUGCAUACUUACGAGAAGAAUAAGAGUUUACAUUAUCAUAAGCCAAAUUUCAGUAAAUAUACACUUUGAUCAUCUAUCAUCUGACAUGUCUCUUAGUACAUUUUUAGCUAAACACAUUAAAUUGUUAUAAUUAUAAAGAUUAAAGCUUUUAGGUGCGUGUUGUUGCAGCCAAUUUUCAGCCCAAUUUAUUCAUGGAAGUCAGUUACGAUAGAUUACAUCUCCUUAUAGGAAGAUCUCACAACUACUCCGUCCAUAUAAACUCUUGUACAUCGUUUGUUUUGAUUAAGGAAAUACACAGACUUUCAGAGCUCGUGUUCUUCUGAUCCAUUUUUUCUUUCUUUCGUUAUGUACUUUUUCAAAUCAGUUUUUAAGUCUUAUGAUUUAUAGAGUAAUCUGAUAUGUUUUGGAAAAAAAAAUGUAUAAGAGCAUUUUUAUCCCAGUUUCUGUAGAGGGUUUUUAAUGAUAAUGACCCAUUUAAUUAAAUGAGAAAGCAAUAAAGUGGGUGUAACCGAUCCUAAUUUUGUGAUUUUCGAAACCGUUUACAAAGGAUUUCUGAAUGCACGUGUCAGCUUGGGAGCAAAGGUGUUUUUAUUUAUGGUUUUGUAAUUUCUCUUGCUCUCAUUAUUUUCUUUGUUUCCUUCUUCGUUUUCUCCGCUUCGUGAUCUCAGCAUGACCACAUCAAUUGAUCCGUAACGAACGAUGCCAUCAAUCUCAUCGCCUUCUUCUCUAGCGAUUCGCUCUGCCCAAACUCGAUCUCCACUCUCCUUCUCCAUCUUCACUCCCAAAACUCAAGUCUUCUCGAGAACCAGAAUCGGUGAUCUUUGUUCUUCUCAGAUUGCUUCCCGGCGAGCCGUCAAUCUAAUCGACGGGGAGGGAUGAUGAGGAUUCGAGCGAUCAUACUUGAGUAUGAGUUCGAUGAUGAGGAUUCGAUCGAUGUUUCCAUCUCCAUGAAGCUGCUCAUUGUCGAUUCCUGAUGACCUCGUUCUCGAGAUAUUCUCGAGGUUGCCGUUAAAGGCGAUAACGAGAUGUCGUUGCGUAUCCAAGCUCUUGGCGCCCAUGCUUCGCAGUCAAUAUUUCACAGAGUCGUUCUUGAUCAAAUCUUUUGCUCGUCCUCAGCUUCUAUUCGCAUGCAAAGAUGACAGUAAGCUUUUCUUCUUCUCAUCACCUCAGCCUGAAAAUCCUGAAGAGAACUCGUAUGUUGUGGCCGCCAAUCAUCUUGCACGUUUCCCAUGUUCCGAUAGAUUCUCUGCUCCUACCAGUGGCUUUUUCUCGUGUUAUGGAUUUAGCUUGAUCAUGAAUUGUGAGCUUGAGAAUGUGAUAUGUAACCCUAGCACGGGAUAGUCCUUGACCUUACCACCAAUAUUGAAGUCGAGGAAAGGGUUUGGAGUAGAAAGCUAUCUUGGAUAUGAACCCAUUGCCAAAGAGUUCAAGGUAUUAUCAAUGGAACUUUGGUCUGAAAGUGGUGAGUGGAUCUCUGCGAAGCACCAAGUUCUGACAUUAGGAACCAAGAAUUUGUCAUGGAGGAUGGUCGAAUGUUGCAUACCACAUAAUUGUUCUGAUAAGUGGAUAUGCAUCAGUGGUGUUAUUUACUACGAAGCUCCAGACAACUGGGCUUCCAUGCGUUCCAUGGUAGUUUGUUUUGAUUUGAGGUCUGAGAAGUUGAGCUUUGUGAAUUUCAUGGAAACUUCCAGUAAAGAAAUGCCUGUUUCAACAACUCUGAUAAACUACAAUGACAAACUAGGUUUGCUUAUGUCGGGAGAUUCUGAUGAUAAUAGUGGUUAUGGUUGUAUUUGUGGAGAAAGUAAAAGUCUUGAGCUGUGGGUUCUACAGGAUGCUGGAAAAAAUGAGUGGUCCAAGCAUGUAUAAGUAUUACCACCACCUUGGGAGGAUGUAGUUUCAGAGGACAUGCACAUUGCUGGAAUGGUUGGUGUUAAUGAAAUCGUAUUGACCCCCUGGUACAAAUCCGUGCCUCCCUAUGUCAUCUACUUCAACGUUGAGAGAAAGACCAUCACAAAAGUUGGAAUUCGAGGAAUGGAAGCGUUUCGGGGUAAGAUAUUUUACACCUUUCUCAACUAUGUUGAGAAUGUGAAGCUUCUUUAAGCAUUUUAAGCAAGGCAAGUGUGGUUUUCAUUUUGUGUGUUGUUUUUAUUUUGAGAUUCUUAGUUUGAAUCUUCUGUUCGCAGAAAAUCUUUUGUUAUAAACUCUUUAAGAUAAUCCAAAACAGAGAAUUUUAAAAAAUGUGACACUUUCAUUGCUGUGAGAGGCAGAAGAGUUAUUAGAUCCAUGAAAUGAGCAGAAUGUAGCUAUUUUGCUUUAAAUAACCCCGCCAUAGAAUGAUGUUUGUCCAAGCCCUUAUAGAUGAUAUAAUUUUGAUAGUACCGAGUAGAAUCUUGAGUUAUAUAGUUCAGCUUUGCUGGAGAUAAUAGAACAAAAAAAAAAUUCGUCUUGUAGAACACUUCCUACAUUAUCUACUCAAAAUAUCCAAGAAGAGAAGGAAGCGUUUGAUGGGAAUAGUUUCUUUUCACCUAUGUAAGUAAUAAUAUAGGACUUUUUUAGAACUUCUCACUGCAAGGAUCAUGGGACCUUAACUUUGUCCUUUAUCUUUUCUACGGAUCAGAUGCCUUGACUCUUUAUGAUGUCAGAAGCUGAUCCAUAUGCAUGUAGGCAUGUAGGUAGUAACAAUAUGAACUUUUCUGAUGAAGAGGAAGGUGAAAACCUCAAGACGGUCAAAGAUGGAAUUAGGUCUGGUUCAGAUAAUGAUCAAGAUGAGAGGAUUUAUUUUGAAGAGCAGAAUGAUAGUUGUAGCAGUAAUGAUGAUGGCACAGAGAUGGAGUUUGUACUAUUUGUUCGGGAAAGAAAUUCCCUUGUGCUCCAUGGACUAGGAAAGUGUUUAAAUGCAUUAUAUAUUUAUUACUCUCUUUCAACAAAUAGUAUGGUUUAUAUUCUUUUGGUUACCAAUUGUGCCACUUGCCGGUAAGAAGGACACACCAAAGUAACAAACCCCAAUGCAAAAAUGCAUCCGAAGAAACCAGCCAGAAUGCCACACAUAAGAGCUUUUCAGUCUGCUUAAUGUUUUUUAAUUGUUACUUCACAAAGCCAUGCCGAAUAUGAAGUUGUUCCCAAGUCUUUCACCACUGUCUACACUUCCAAAAAGUGGUGGAAGACCUCGAAAUGGUCAGCUUGAAGUUUCCACUUCCUCACAAGAAGCUCCUCGUAAUCAAGAGCCAGGUUAUCACUCAAGACCAUUACAUUUACCUAGAGUAAGUCGAUUAUAUAGUGAAUUCGAUUGAGGUUGUACUCGGGUUACAUGUGUAGUGGUUUUUUAAUCAGUGUAAAAUUAAAGAAUUCGUGCACUUCACUACGUAGUAUCAUAGAGAGUAGGAGACACAUGAAUUCAUAGAUUACACAUAAGUUUUGACAUACAGAAAUGAAAAGUCCCAAUAUCAUGUAACUAUGGUUUAGAUCCAAUAAAUUAUCAAAUUGUUGCCAUUUUGUUUAAGAUCAUUUAACCCGUUAUUAAAUGAUAUUUUUCGAGUCUUUGUAAAUUUACAUUAUAAUAGGGCAGUUACAUCCCACUUUUAAAAAGUGUAAAAAAGUGUCAAGUCUGUGACUCGAACCCAGGUUAUUGAGAUCUAAACAACAACAUUUAUACCACUGAGCUAAAGGAUUCUUUGUACAUUGAUGGCUGAAACAAAUAUAUAUUUAUGAAGGUCGGAAACCUUUGCUUCUUCGGUUUUUUCUGUGGGACCAACACUUAUUUAUUUUAUCUAAUGAUUUAAUAAAUACUUUAUAACUCACGUUUUGAAAUUGUAUUCGUUAAAAAAAAACCCCAAUAAACCUCUUUGAUCUGUAAGCGUUCUCUUCAAUGGAAGUUUAUGGCUUUCAAUUUUUAAUCAUCGGUUCAUGACUCAUCUAAGAAACACAGAUUGGCUCUUUGAGUUUCGUGAAUCAUUUUUUUUUUCUUCAGUCUCUACAUCUCCCCAUCUUUAAUAAAUUCAUCAUCGGUUCUUUUAUUUUGCCUGAUAAAUCAUUAUUGUGUGGUUUUAAUUUUCUUUGGUCAUCCUUACCUUGCACCCUUUGAUCUAACCAAGAAGAAGAAGAAGACAUUUGUCGUUCAUGAUGCCAUCGAGGACUCAGCUGAGUCACACGGGAGACAUACUAUCCGUUGCCUGAUUGUUCAAGAAGAGUUUAUGUGUUGUGAAACAUAUUUGUUUCUUUUCGUCAGUUGCUUUGUGUAAUCUUUUUUCCUGCAAAUAAUGAUGGUUUUGACAGUUCAUUCACGGGAGCCAAGAAGUAAAAGAAGAAGAAGCCAGUGAGUGUUUGACAUUUUCUGUUUUCCUGAGUUUUUUUUUUUCCAUUCAUUAAACUUGGAUUUUGAAGAUUAUGUGCCUCACAUUCUUUUUAUUUUGAUGGUUGUUAGGUUGAAUGAAAAUCAUUGAAUAAAGAAAAUGUCGAUGCUCCUGAAGAUUUGGAGGGUACUUUAUAUUUCUUUCUAUGAUAAUUCUAGCGACAUAAAUUUGAACCUUACAGAGAGUAUAUUGCAGAGCAUCCUAAUGAUGAGGAAGAGGUGGAGGGAAUUGAUCUGCACCUGCAACGUUACCCGUGGGAGGGAAGUGACAUAAAUUACUUAUACGACGAGGUAAGCAUAUCAUUAGAUGGUUUGCGGUCCAUCUUUGAGAGCCGUCGAUUGUAAGUGUCUAUCGUUUUGAAGUUGUACGCCACUAAGAUGUAAAGAAUUACUAAUCACGAUUACCUUACUAGCAGAGUUCUUUUGCACAGCUAUUGUCAAUGGAAUUAACACUGGAAAUUGAUGGUGCUAUAUUUCAUGUUCCAAAUGCUAACGCAAGCUCCAAUGUUGAUUCUCAGCUUUAACAUGCCAAAAUCACAAUGCAGUGGGUGUUGUAAGGUAAUUCAGUAGGCACAAAUGUUCAGUUGAAAAAAAUUCUAAACUGUAUUUAUGCAUCAAACUUAUCAUCCGUAACAUAAUAAUAUGCUUUUUCUGUGUUAGGAACCGUUUGUAAAUAAAUGUCUCGAAUGUAUAUGACUGCUUAGUUUGUUGCUUUUGACAGUGAAAUCACUAAGCUUGCAAUGUGUCAGGACAGCAAAAGCAUCUCAGCUGAUGGUUAGCUUAACAAUUUCGUUGGUUUCUUUUUCCUAUUAUGUUGGAUGAAUUAUUUUAGCUAACAAAUAUCGCAACAGAGCGCUGGCAAUAACUCUAAUAGAUUUAUAUAUACAUUCAGAAUUGGAAGUUUGGUGAGAACAUGAACAAGUACUUUUGUCACGCUAUUGGACAGUUAUACGUCAUUUCAAGAGAAAUGAUUUUUUAUAUUUUCCAUAAUCAGUAAGAUUUUAACUGUUUUGUCUACUUUGCAUUCAUACCUCAUUCUCUAUCUAACUUCUUGGUGCUACUAUAUAAUGAUCAAGUCAUUUUCUGCACAAAUAGGCAAGUGGGGAUGUUACGUUGGGUGCUUGGUUUAUUGGGCUUGGCUAUACAAAGUCUGUUGUGACUCUAAAACUUUUACCUCAUUUAACAUUGAUUCUGGUUCUUGGGAGAAUUGCAGAUUGUGAAUGAAAAGCACAAGCAGGGAACAUAUGUGUAGCUGCGUUCGACUCGACAUGUAGUGGUAUCUGCAGAUCCGUUGAUCCCAUUGUGGAAGUUAACAUGCAAUGUGUUGACCUGAAAAUCAUUAUUUGGAAGCUACAUUUCGAGGCAUUUCCUCAACAUAUAAAUAGACCAUAGACAGAGUUUGAUAUUUAUAAUACUCAGUGAUCAUGGAGUCUGCAGAAAACAGUCAUUUUGCAUAUUCUAUAUGGAACCAAGAGAUAUGUCCUUUGUUUGAUGAUUGUAUUAUGAUAGGUACUAACAUAGGAGAUGACUAGAGAAAUAGAAAUGAGUAUGAAACUCUUAUAUGAGUAGCUUUUGUAAACACAUUUGGGUUUAUUAACAGUUGUGACAAACAAUUAUGUUUAUAGUAAAAGAAAUCCGCCGCAGCGUCAAUAACAAAUGCGCCUGUUUUUUGGUUGUUUGAGAUUGAAAUAGCUUAUGGGUUUUCUAAAUCAAUAUAAUUGAUUUGACUAAAGCUAUCUUGGAUGACAAAAAGUAGGAUUGCAAGUUUAAUAACUUCUACUUUAGACUUUAAUUUCAACUAAAUUAUAAUCAGUCUUUUAUCCAUAUCAUCUUAAUUAUAAUCGUAAAGAUUUAUUAGAAUAAAUAAACAGUUUCAACAAUAUUUAAUAUGUGAUUUAAUAAACAAAAGAACAUGUAGAAUUUUUAGGAUUUAAAGAGAUUAGAGACAAUAGUUAAUGAAUAUGAAAAGAAUACGAAGAAGAAGAUGAAAAAUUAUUCAAGCAAAUUAGUGGUAACACAGAGGUAAGCGAGAUAAAAAUAUCAAUCAAUAAAGAAUGAAUGAAAGAAGAAUGAGCAGGGUUAAGUUAUUACACAAAGCAAAAACUAAGACAAAUCAAACGACAGAACGUGAAAACAAAUGUAAACAAGACAAGAGGAGAUGGUAAAGAUAAAAUGCAUUGAAAAACUAAAUGCUAGAUUAGUAAGCAAGAGACAAAAAUAGAUUAAAAUGCAAAAACUCUUCGCCUUGGCGCGGGUAACGAUCCCUAGUGGUAAAUAAAAGGACCAAUUAUAUUGAGAUUCUUAACAUCCAAAGACAAUUACGGAUUAAAGAUUAUAUAAUCAAUACAUAUACUUUUUAAUUAACUUUGAGCUGAAUAACUUAGACAUAUUAACUAUAUUUAAAGUGAAUGUUUUAUUUCGCUAAGCAGUCAAAAUCACAGAUUACAGAGCUAAUUUUGUUCCGCUUCGAUCUUAUCAAGUAAUCUUUGCUAGUUUUACACUGUCAUGAACAUACAGAUGUGAUGGACACAAGCAUGGUGUAUCCGAAUUCCAGCAACAAGUGGAGGUUCUUGGGAUAUGCUUUAAUAAAAUCAAUCCUUGGUCGUUGGACCAGCUGACACGAAAUAACGGUCCUAUGGUGAUUGGCUGAUUGUGCAUCAUAUUCAAUACUACAAUGCUAGGUAUGCUAAUGUUUCUUGAAUGAGGAAACUACAGCCUCAAGUAAAGAUAACAUGGAGUUUGAUCCGAUUGAAUUUUUUUUGGUUUGUUUCUUCUCCUAAGAUGGUCAUUGUUCGGUUAUUUUUUGAGCAUUCUUACAUCACCAGUACAAGGAUCUAAUGCUCAUUCUCCUUCUCAUGAGAGUGAUCUUCCCUCUUUUUUCAUAUGUUAAGUUAUGGUACAUACCGGUAUCUGUAUGUUUUCAUUACAGUUCCGGUUCAUUAUUCUUCUUUUUUCAUCAAGUUGUGAUACCCAGAUCAUUGUAUUACUACCUUUGAUAUUAAAUGAGAUUGUUUUAAGUGUUUAAAAAAAAAGAUCUUAUCAAGGAAUCUUAAUAUGAUUCUUUUUGCAUACUAAGAAAGAAAGAAAAAUGUGAUUUGCAUCAAUAAGCUGACAAAUACGUAAAAGAGAUCUCUGGGAUAAUUUUUUUUAAGUUUUUGUCACAAAAUAUCUAUCAAUAAAGAAAAUGACCAAAAUAAGUUUUAUUAAAAAGUAAAAAUGUAUUUUUAUCCUAGGGUUAACUAAUCUAGACUAAGAGUUUAGAGUUAAGGGGUGAGAUUUUGGGGAUAGAGUUUUAAAUUAAAAAAAAUAAAAAAAUUUAAAAUUUAAAAUUUAAAAUAAAAAAGGCUGUUUUAGUUAUUUUUUUUCAGAGGCUAUUUUUGUGACAAAAUUUUAAAAUGUCUAUCCGAGAUAAUUGUCUUGCAUAAAAUCAGAAAAACAAGAGAAUGUGCAUCAUAAUUGGUCUGCGCAUAUAUGGAUCAUUUUCAACAAACAUUAAGAUUUAAGAAUGUAAACUACAGGCUUUAGCGAUACGGGCAGUACAUGGGCUUAAAUUGGGCUUUAUCAUGCACAAUAUAAAGAUGUCUUUCAAAACAAAACAAACUCUUAGAGCAGCAUCAUCGCUGGCUCUUAAUGAGUCUCUUAGGGUAAUUGUGAAUUAAAAGAAAAUCAAAAAUGUUGCAUGAGGUAAAAGACGUAUCUUAAUUAAGGGGAGGAAGGGACGGCUCUUGUAGCCACGUGUAGGCAAAUCAGAGGUGAGAGGAAAUGUUUGUUUUUUUUUGCUUCUGUUCUUUCUCUCUCUCCCGAAACAGCUACUCUCUCUCUCCCUGGCUCCUCGACUGUCGGUGGCUCUCCUCGACGGUCGUUGGCUCUCUCCGUCGGCGGCUCUCCUCGAAUCGCUCAGGAGAGAAUUAGAGAGAAGCGGGAAUAGAUGAACCGUCUUCAACGGUUCGUCGAUGAGAACGACAAUCUCAUCAGUCUCGUCAAGAAGCUCCCCGAGAAGCUCCAUCACAACAUCAUGGAGAGUUUUUCAAUCCAUUCAACGGACAGAACAUCGAAGCAGACAGUUGAUGUUUUGAGGAGAAGAGACAAGACUUUACAGUCUCAGAUUCAUUCACUUAAAGCUGAGAUUGAUGACUUUCAAACGGAGGCUUCGUUCUUUGCUAACACUGCUUCAGAAGCAGCGGAAGGAGUUCUUGAGAUUAGCUCGAUGUGGAGGAGAGCGAGCUCGAUGUUGUGAAUGGUCUUGGAGAUAAAACAAACGACAAUAGGAUUGGAUAUGAGGAAUCUGUUCUUGAGAAGCCACAAUAUCUCAAAAAGAGGAUCAAUCACGGGGCGGAAUACCCCAGCAAAACGCUGAAACAUUGAGAGACACAUUGAUACAGCUUGGGAAUAUGGUGCUAGAAUGAAUCAAUCAGUUUUAUAUUUCAUUCUUUCGUUGAUGGUGCAGGGUGGUUAUAGGCACAUUGAUACAGCUUGGGAAUAUGGUGAUCAGAAUGAGGUCGGUCAAGGGAUGAAGAGGGCUAUGCACGCUGGUCUUGAGAGAAGGGACCUCUUCGUGACCUCCAAGCUUUGAUGUACAGAAUUGUCCCCUGAGAGAGUGUGUCCUGCUCUGCAAAAUACCCUUCAGGAGCUUCAAUUAGACUACCUUGAUCUUUACCUGAUACACUGGCCUUUCAGGCUAAGAGAAGGAGCGAGUAAGCCACCAAAGGCAGGGGACGUCCUUGAGUUUGACAUGGAAGGUGUUUGGAGGGAAAUGGAGAAGCUUGUCAAGGACAAUCUUGUCAGGAGCAUUGGCGUUUGUAACUUCACCAUCACUAAGCUCAAUAAGCUUCUAGCCUUCGCUGAUUUGAUCCCUUACGUUUGCCAGGUUUUGUAUCAAUCUUUAAAUCAAUCAUCAUCAUGUUCUACUUACACACUCAUAAUGCUAGAAACCAACACACACGGCAAAAUGCAGGUAUGUCUCUACCAUACGACACUCACAAUGCUGAAAAUGUGAUUCUUACUGCAUGUGUUUGUUUGUUUAUGUAUAUGUAAGCAGCUUUCAGGGUCUCAGCCAUCAAAACCGGUUUCAAGAUUCAAGGCACAGAGAAGGUAGAGCAAGCAGUGAGAUCUAUGUACAAGUUUGCUUGGCUCGUGAUAUGUAAGAAGCAAGAACAAAUACAAAUGUCAGUGUGUGCAUUUUAUUCACAUCUUUUUUUUAACAACCUUUAAUUAGAAACCUUGCAAUGGACGACUUAAAUGUUUGGGUUUCCUAGCUUGUCUCUUAAUUCACUUUUUGUGCUUAAAAGCAUUAAAAAAGUAAUAAGAAUCCCUAAUAUGGAUCUUUGCAAUAA
Messenger RNA from Brassica napus (rape), 12244 nucleotides. RefSeq names its product putative F-box protein At2g19630. NCBI's taxonomy places the organism in Eukaryota, Viridiplantae, Streptophyta, Magnoliopsida, Brassicales, Brassicaceae. The record is from RefSeq and is a predicted model, not a curated record. The coding region runs from base 302 to 1525 and encodes 407 amino acids. Gene Ontology annotation, molecular function: protein binding. The transcript has 8 exons.